AUGUCCCACGGGACCUACUAUGAGUGUGAGCCUCGGGGUGGCCAGCAGCCACUCGAGUUCUCAGGGGGUCGAGCUGGGCCUGGGGAACUGGGGGACAUGUGUGAGCAUGAGGCCUCCAUCGACCUCUCUGCCUACAUCGAGUCUGGGGAAGAACAGCUACUUUCUGACCUCUUUGCCAUGAAGCCGUCGCCGGAAGCCAGAAGCCUUAAGGGCCCGGGAACCCCUUCGUUCCCUCACUACCUGCCGGCUGAUCCUCGGUCAUUUGCUUAUCCCUCACAUACAUUUGGCCCAGAUAGGAAGGCUUUGGGGCCUGGCAUUUACGGUAACCCGGGGAGCUACGACCCCAGGGCUGUGGCUGUGAAGGAGGAGCCUCGUGGGCCAGAGGGCAGCCGAGGCACCAGCCGAGGUGGCUACAAUCCCCUGCAGUACCAAGUGGCACAUUGUGGGCAGACGGCGGUGCACCUUCCCCCGAGCCUGGCAGCACCUGGCCAGCCCCUACGCGUCCUCAAGGCCCCUGUGGCUGCUGCUGCCCCUCCCUGCAGCCCCCUUCUCAAGGCGCCCUCCCCAGCUGGGCCCUCACACAAGGGCAAGAAGGCAGUGAACAAAGACAGCCUCGAGUACCGAUUGCGACGGGAACGCAACAACAUAGCAGUGCGCAAGAGCCGGGACAAGGCCAAGAGGCGCAUUAUGGAGACGCAGCAGAAGGUGCUGGAGUACAUGGCUGAAAAUGAGCGUCUGCGCAGCCGUGUAGAGCAGCUCACCCAGGAGCUAGACACCCUUCGGAACCUCUUCCGCCAGAUCCCUGAGGCCGCCAGCCUUAUCAAGGGCGUGGGGGGCUGCAGCUGAGCCUGCCUGGCAGACUGUGGACACCAAACCCUGUCGACCCCGUCCCUUCUAGGUCCCCAGAGUCCUCAAUAAAACAGGGAUCAUGGACAAUGGCAGCCAGUAGCUGGCAAGGUCGGGACCUUAAUGAUUCUGAGGCUGAAUAAACUAC
This is a messenger RNA of Chionomys nivalis (European snow vole), 994 nucleotides long. It is a transcript of the gene Cebpe, whose product is annotated as CCAAT enhancer binding protein epsilon. Gene Ontology annotation, molecular function: DNA-binding transcription factor activity, RNA polymerase II-specific; RNA polymerase II cis-regulatory region sequence-specific DNA binding. Gene Ontology annotation, biological process: DNA-templated transcription; regulation of transcription by RNA polymerase II; myeloid cell differentiation. Bases 1 to 846 code for a protein of 281 amino acids. NCBI's taxonomy places the organism in Eukaryota, Metazoa, Chordata, Mammalia, Rodentia, Cricetidae. The transcript is spliced from 2 exons. The record is from RefSeq and is a predicted model, not a curated record.